AUGCUACAAAUCAAUAUAGACAUACAAACUGUUUAUUUUUUUAUUGAUUCUGACAAUGAUUAUUGCAACAUGUAACUUAGUAAUUGUAAUUAUAUUCCAAAUUUAUAAUAGCUAUUACAACUAUCUUUUUACAUAAUUAAUUAAGAUGUAAAUGUUAUGAACAACAAGACGUUUAUGAAAAAGUAGAAAUCAUCGUCCCUUAUGAUUAAAGAAACAAAAACAAAGUAUAUUUUACUUAAUAACUAAAGCUUAAACUUAUUUUUUAUGAAAAUAACUUAAAAUUUGGAGAAGCAAUCUUUAAUAUUGAUUUCUAUAUUGAACAUAAUUUAUCACAAAUUUCUGAUAGACUAUCAAUUUUAUGCGAUCAAAAUGAAGAAGCAUAAUUAACUUUUAUUUUUGCAUGGUAACUAAUUGAAAUUAAACAUGAACCAGAUUUAUAAAUUUUAGAUAAUUGUUAGACUUCUAACAGUCCUUAAAGUAAAGAAAUCUCAUAAAGAAAUGCUUGUUAAAGUCCAAAGAAAUAAGAAAAAUCUAAAAAGAGUAGUGAUGAUAAUAGAAUUACUCAUUAAUCAUAUAUUAAAUGGAAAGAUCAUAAAGAAUAAUUAAAAUUUUAAUAAGAAAAUAGAUAGAAGGAAUCAAAACCAUAAUCUAAAAUAGUAUUUUCUGAUGAUUAUGUUUGGACAAAUUAAUUAAGAAAACCUGAUUAAUAUGUUAGAAUUGGAUCACCUCUUAAAAGAUUUGUUACUCCUCCUAAACAAUUCAAAAAAAUAUAUUGUCCUAUUAAUGAAAAACCUAGAUAAACUGAUCUAGAUUUAAAAGAUAUAAAUGAUAAAAUGAUUGUUGUAUAGAAAUAAAUAUAAUCUAUGAAUCAACAAAAUAAAAAAUAAGAGGAUGAUAAAAUUAAGUUUAAAUCUAAAAUAGGAUCAAAGUAAAAGUAUUUUUAAUAAGAAGAAAUUAAAACUGAAUCUGAUGAAAUUGUUAAAUCAUUUUCUGAUAGAGGAUGGAUGUAAAAAAUUACUAGUUCAAAUAAUGAAAAUUAAGAUUUGUUUUAAUUAUAUACUUUUAAUUAGCAAUCAGACUAAUAAUAGCAACAUACAAAUUUUUAACCUUAUGAAGAAAUUUAGAUAUUGAAAUAGGGAUUACAAUAAAUUGAACAUAAGUCAAAAAGUCCUCCUAAAACUAAAAUUCAUCAACAAUAACCCCAUCUAUCACCAAAAAAUAAAAGAUAAAAUUAAGAUGACUAUUAUAAAAAUAUGAAAAAAAAUUAAAAUAGUCAUUUCAUUGGGGAAACAUAUGAAUAAUUUUUGAAAGAUUAUUUAGAUUUAUAAGAUAAAUUAUAAGGCUCUUAAAUUGAAUUCUAAUUAUUAUCACAAACUUAUUAAUAACUAAAAGAAGAGUACACUUAAGUAGUGUACCAAAAUUAAAAAUAUUAUUAGGAGAUCCAAAUUCUUUAGUAAUAAUUUUAAUAGAAGUUUCAUUCUAUUGA
Messenger RNA from Paramecium sonneborni, 1486 nucleotides. The record is from the annotation of a GenBank genome assembly. Lineage: Eukaryota; Ciliophora; Oligohymenophorea; Peniculida; Parameciidae.